Molecule: messenger RNA, 2058 nt
Organism: Trichoderma breve
Lineage: Eukaryota; Fungi; Ascomycota; Sordariomycetes; Hypocreales; Hypocreaceae
Product: DNA-directed RNA polymerase I subunit RPA34.5 domain-containing protein
Exons: 2
Coding region: 1-2058 (685 amino acids)
Biological process (GO): transcription by RNA polymerase I
Source: RefSeq, a predicted model, not a curated record
AUGGCGCCUAAAGAGCCCUUCAAGAUUCACUCGCUUAGCAAGCACGUCGAAGAUACUAAGAAGGGCCUCAGCGCCUCAGCACAGUACAAUCGGCGGCCUGUCUCCAAGCCAGCGGCAGCGAUCAUCAAGAAUGAGCCCGGUGUCGCCCUUUUCCCGAACAACAAUGACAGCGACGAAUCGAGCGAAAGCAGCGACAGUGAUAGUGACAGCGAUGAAGGUAACAGCGCCGAUUUUUUGAAGAAGAUCGGUGCCAAUGGCGCAAAAGCUUCGACAACUCCCAAACGGCGCAGCAGGGACGAAGAGAUCGCCGAUAGCGACGUCGAGCGCAACGCUUCUGCCAAACGCAACGCUGCUGCUAAGAAAGAGCAGAUUGUGAAGAAAGAGCAGUCUUCUUCUGAAUCUUCCAGCGAGUCAUCCAGCGAGUCCGAAUCGGAGCAAAGCGAGCCCAAGAAGACAAACGGAGCUGGCGCCAAACAAGCUGCGGCGGUCCAGGAAUCCUCAAGCAGCAGCUCCGAAGAAGAAAGCGAGGAGGAAGAAGAGUCUAGCGAUGAGGAGGAAGAAGCCCCCAAGCCUACCCCCAAGCCUAUCUCGAAGACACCGGCCGCACCUGCCGCUACAAAUGGCACCCCCAAGACACCAGCCAAGGUACCUGCCAAAGCUUCUACUUCGAGCAGUUCUAGCGAGGAGGAGUCAAGCGAAGAAGAAUCAAGCGAGGAUGAGGAAGAAGUGCCUGAACAGGCGGACGCUUCAAAGAAGCCUGCAGAGGAAUCUUCUUCCGACUCAGAGGAUAGUGAUGCUGAAGUCGACGAUUCCAUGCACAUUUCAGAUCGCGAGAUGAACAACCAAGUCGGAACGCCGAAUUUCAUCGCUCCCGAUUUCGCACUUCGCAAGGGAGACGACGGAGCCAAUGGCCAGGAUGUGGCUCGCAUCUGCAAUGAAGCAAAUUUGCAGGGCAAGCAGUUCUGGUACUUUACGGUUCCUUCCAACGUCCCCAUCUCUGUUAUCGAGAACAUAGAGAUCCCCAUGGACCGAUCGCAGAUUGGAAACCGAGUCUUUUCACAUGACGGCCAAGACUAUGGCGUCUCCUUCGACACGAUUGCGACCAAGAGCUCGAUCCAGAUUUUGAUUCCCUCAGCCAGCGAUUCCAAGUACCAACCAACCCGCAAACAAAUCGACCAGACCAUGCACAUCAAGAGAAUUGCCAAUCUCGGAGGUGCCGCUGCUUCUUCUGUCGGUCCCGCGCCUCGUCGCGCCCCUCGACCACAACCAAAGGGUCUCAGGGCUAGGUAUCAGCCAUUCGGCGUGAAUACCCCGAUGGGCAAUAUCGGAGCAGAUGCGCCUGGUGACGAAGAUGUUGACAUGGCCGAAGCACCUGCGGCAUUAGCCACUCCCAAAUCUACCAAGAAAGAGAAGAAGGGCAAGAAGGAAGAUGCCAAAAAGAAGAAGGACGCUGAUGUUGCUGCGGAGAGCAAUACUACGGAUGUGAAGUCUUCUAAGACCGAUCGCAAGGGCAAGAGAAAACACACCACCUCAGAAGAUGAUGCCAUCACUGCUGAGCAGCAACUCCGAGAUGAGAAUCAAUCUGCGGAGACCAAGAGCAAGAAGCAGAAGACGGCCAGGGUCAGCAGUCCUGAUCUCGGAGCAGAAUUGCCCUCAGCCGCCAAAAAGCAAACUCCUAUCGCACCACCAGCCAUCCCGUCGUCGGCAUUUUCGUCAUCGGCCACCGCUAUUGCCACUCCCUCCAAGGUCGUAGCAGUUACUCCUAGUACGGCCAAGAAGUCGACUAAGAAGACAAAGCCCGAGACUCCUGUGCCCGCACCGCGUCAAACAGCGGUUCCUCUGCCAAACAUUCCCCUGACUUCCCGACCAAAAGAAUCGCCGGUUCCUCUCCCGCCUUCUUCUGCACUCCUCGCUACACCUGUGCAGUCAAAGAGCAAGAAGAGCAAGAAGAGCAAAGAUGAGGUCAAUGCCACUGGUUCGUCACAGCAGAGCCCUCCACCAAGUGCUCAGGGAGGGGAUAAGAAAAAAUCCACGAUCAAAGCCAAGGGAUCGAGCUAG